Molecule: messenger RNA, 4377 nt
Organism: Polistes dominula (European paper wasp)
Lineage: Eukaryota; Metazoa; Arthropoda; Insecta; Hymenoptera; Vespidae
Gene: Tl
Product: toll like receptor
Biological process (GO): signal transduction
Cellular component (GO): plasma membrane
Molecular function (GO): signaling receptor activity; protein binding
Source: RefSeq, a predicted model, not a curated record
UAGAUAAUAAUCUUAGACAAAUCGGUAUUUACAAAUAAUUUUUCUAAAUCGAUGAAAUAUUGGUUAGUUAAUACCAAUAAGCCACCAUUGAUGAUUUUAGUUUAGUAAGAAGGUUUAUGUUUAUUAUGUUCAGUGACCACUUGGAAAAUCCAGAAAUUAAUGGAAAUACUGGAAGUGCGUUUAUAAAAAAAAAAAAAAAAAAAAAAAAAAAAAAAAACAAUAAAAAAGCCACAGGCGGCAUGUAGAAUGAUCUGUAGAAUGACGAAAAGUCAUGGAAAAAGUAAUGGUAAAAAAUAUGGUAUCAGAAUUUUGUCAAGAUAUUUGUCUAUUGUUUGAAAUUUUGCUUGUUAACAUUUGAUUUCAUUUAUACAUAGAUUUAAAUAAGUAUAAUUGGUAAAUAGCAAAUAAUAGAUCAUUCAAAUUGAAAGAAUACUUUUUAGCGUCGAGUCACAUGGGAGCUCUGACCAAUGGAGUGCUUUGUUAGGGUGAUCACAUGAUUUCCCACUAUCGAAAGCAAACGAGUACAUUAGGAGUCCGUGAGCAGUGAUACCGUCCGUCAGUCUCCUCUACGUCAAACGUAUACGAGGAGUGCGUGUUAAUUUUUCUUCUCCUACGCUCAAGUGUCUCGUGUUAAUUAUCUCUUGUGUUGUGAGAUUUAGCAAUUGAUUUGAAUCACUCAUUAAUACGUAACUAUCUUUGUUGAGGAGAUCGUAUCAAGGGAAGUACAAAGUGGCGCACGCGAUGCCUGCGAUCUACUGUUUACGAUUCAAAUUUUAAACAGCAUUGAGGAUAUAUGACCGAAAAAUAACAUCUACAUUGAUUCUGCGGAUCUGAAAAUUAUUGCCAAGAAACAAUGAUUUUCAUAAUCUGGGGAAUAAUAUCGUUGUUUGUGCUUUCAACAGCCGAUAUUCUUGCUUUUGCUUUUGAAUGUAAAGAAGAUCAAAAUUGUACAUGCCAACCAAAUGGCUCCAAUGAAAUAGAAAUUUAUUGUCAAGCUGAAAAUAAUUCCAAAUUCAUUCUAAACAUUUAUCCUGAAGAUUUUCUACAGAUAACUUGUCAGAAUUGGAAAGGUUGGGAAAAGUUUCAUUUUACAAGCACUCUACCUGGAAAACAAUUAGAUUCUCUGCGAUUUCGAAUAUGCGGUCUAUCGAAGAACAUAAGUUUAGGAGACGUGGCCAAACAAAUGGGAGUGGAAAGUGCCGACACGCUUAUCUUUCAAUCCUUCUCUAAUCUUGGCGACGAGUUAACGAGAGAUCAUGUUCGUGGUUUUUCAAAGACCAAAAAAUUAAUUUUAUCCAGUAACGGCUUCUCAAAGGUCCCAAAGGAUUUGUUGAUGGACUUCCCGGAAUUGGAAUGGCUUGAUCUACGUGAAAAUAAUCUUCAAUUACCAAUUGGUAUUUUUGAUGCAACUCCAAAUCUCAAAAUUCUCGAAUUAGGUAGCAAUGGGAUGAAGACGAUGAAAACUGGGAUUUUCGAUAAAUUAGAAAAACUUCAUUUUCUAAAUAUUUGGAAUAACCAAUUGACGGAAAUAGAAAGUGGAUUAUUCGACAAGUUGAUUUCCCUACGAUCCUUGGAUUUAAGCAUCAAUAAAUUAAUGACCUUAUCGCCGAACGUUUUUAGCCAAUUGAAUAAACUAGAGAUCAUUAAUCUUUCUUCUAAUAAUUUCUCUUACCUACCGGAAGGACUUUUCAAUCAUAACAAAAUCUUACGAAUAGUCAAAUUGUACAAUAAUCAUAGAAAUUUAACCACUCUGCCGGAUCAUUUGUUCGCUAAUUUGACAAAACUCGAAGUAGUUUCGUUGAAAAAUAGUGGUUUGAACAUUUUACCAGAAAAUCUAUUUUGGGGUGCACAUUCGUUGAAGAACAUCAGUCUAGAAAAGAACUUUUUCUCUACUCUACCAAAGAAUAUUUUUCAAGGACUGACCAAGGUUGAAAAAGUCGAAUUGAAUUUCAACCGCAUUGAAACUCUUCCUGAUCGAAUCUUUUACGACAUGAACAAUUUGACUACCCUCGAUUUAUCUAAUAAUCGUAUGGUUUCUAUAUCUCAAUAUCUGUUCGACGGUUUGAAAUCUCUGACAGAAUUGAAUAUGGAAAAUAAUCAAUUAAGAACCAUCGACCAAUUGGCUUUUUCUUCCUUAAUUAAUUUACGAAUAGCCAAAUUCUGUCAUAACAAGCUUACGUUCAAUUUAUAUGCAAUACAGGAUGAUUAUCAAUCGCCAUUUCAUAAAUGUCAUUUACUCAAUGAAUUAUAUUUAUCGAACAAUUAUAUAUCGACGAUAUCUAACGAUUGGUCGUUAAAUGCAAUGAAUUUACAAAUAUUAGACUUGAGUUAUAACGACAUUAAUGUCAUAUCGAUGGACGAUUUGCAAUUCGUAUCGGACAAUAUUAAAGUCAAUUUGACUAAUAAUAAAAUAAAAUACAUAUUAUUGGCCGAAAGUAUACGAAUUCAUCAAGAGUCUCCACGGAACGUUAUCAUCUACGUUGAACAUAAUCCCUUGAUUUGUGAUUGUAAUUUGUACAAUUUCUUACGUUAUCUAGAAGGUAGGAUGCAUCCAAAAAUGCAAAAUUACUUUCACAUUAUUCCGGGAAAUUUAACGUGCUUGGAUUCAAAUGGAGUGGAUAAGAUAGAAAUUAGUCAACUAAAUUCGAAGACCUUGAAAUGUGCGGAGACAGAAUACUUGCAAAUUAAAAGCAAGUGUCCGACUGGUUGUACUUGUCGAAUACAACCAGAAGACAAGGCUCGUUUAAUCGAUUGUUCUAAUAAACAUUUGUCUAAAUUAUUAAUUGACACUACGGGAAUAAGCGAGAAAAAACCUGUCGAUGGUUAUCAUAUUAAAUUAAAUAUCAGUGGAAAUAAUUUCACCGAGAUACCGUCGACAGAACUUUUAGGAUCGGAAUACGUGACGGAUUUAAUUUUGUCUGACAACAAUAUCACUCGAAUUACGCUCGACAAGUUGCCCAAAAAUCUCAAGGUAUUAGAAUUGCACAACAACAAUAUAUCGAGGAUUGAUUCAAAUUUGUUGGACUAUUGGAAAAAUUCAAUUACAUUAGAGAGACUUACAUUGCAUAAGAACCCAUGGAAAUGCGAUUGCGAUGCUCGAGACUUAUUUAGCUUCGUUCAAUCAAAAUUAAUAGACAUUCCAGAUUUAGGAAAAGUCACGUGCAAUAGCAUGGAUAUUUCUAUGUUGGAAAUGAGCAUGAAUGACUUUUGUCCGUUCGAGACGAUGAUGAUAGUUGGAAUAAGUUUAACGAUAGCAUUAUUGUGCUUGUUCAUCGGUGGAUUAGUAGCAUUCUAUUACAGAUACCAACAAGAGAUUAAAGUUUGGUUAUAUGCUCAUCAAUGUUGUUUGUGGUUUGUCACGGAAGACGAAUUGGACAAGGAAAAGAUAUACGAUGCAUUUAUAAGUUACUCUCAUAAGGACGAAGAUUUUGUUGUAAAGGAAUUAGUACCAAAAUUAGAAAGUGGUCCGAGACCAUACAAAUUGUGUUUACAUUAUCGCGAUUGGUUAGCUGGUGAAUGGAUUCCAACGCAAAUAACACGUUCGGUGGAAAAUUCCAAGAGAACGAUCUUUAUAGUAUCGCCUAACUUUUUGGAAAGUAUUUGGGGUGCAAUGGAAUUUCGUGCAGCUCAUAGGCAAUCUAUGAGCGAAGGUAGAGCCAGAGUCAUAUUAAUUUUAUACGGAGAUAUUGGCUCUACGGACAAUUUGGAUUCCGAAUUCAAAGCUUAUCUAAAUAUGAACACGUACGUUAAAUGGGGCGACCCGUGGUUCUGGGAUAAGUUGAGAUAUGCAUUACCACAUCCGCCAAAACUUACCAAAAGCCUAGUUAAAAAGAAAAUCUUUGAAAAACAUUGUCAUCCUUGUAUCAAAAUCAAUGGAGAAAAGAAAGGCUUGAUAUAUUCAUAUGGACUGCCUGAUACACCUAUCGCCACUACUCCACCUGCUGAUUCGCUUAAAAUGUUCAUAUGUGAUUCGAUUGACAAAUGUUCUCAAGUUAACAGCAAUGACAAUGAGGUAACUAAAUUGAAUAUACCAGAAUGCGAAGCAAUUCAUAUAAACUUGAUCAAUAAAAUGCAAGGUUCGACUACCGUUUAAUUCCAAAAUAAGUAAUAUCUGCAAUGUUGUGCAAUUUUCACAAAUGUAUAAUAGAUAUUAUUUGUAAGAAACAUAAUUAAGUUUAAAUUAAAUCUACUGAAGGACUGAAAGGAUUCGAUCGAAAUCCAAACGAUGUAAUCGUAAUAUUAUUAAUUAUUAGCUUAAUUUUUUUUUAACAAACAUAUUAUAGAAAUACUGAACAGAGUGUGUUCAAAGUUGUCAUAUUUUCUUACUUAUAAUUAAACGCAAAUACUCUGAGAGAGAGUAUGAGAAUUUUGAAAUAA